CAUGAUGCUUCUUCCUGUCUAUAUUACGUUUUCGCGCGAGGUGAAAGAACUCUGGCUGGAAACCAUCCUCUGGCAAACAAGGGAAAUCAAAGGAGCAAAAAUCACAAAAGUUCCAUCAAUCAAAUUUCUGAUGAAGGUGCUAAGCAGCUGCAAUGCACCCAAAACCUUAAGUACAAGUGACAUGGAGACUUUGAUUUCAUACCAGUCAGAGGCUGACAUCAAGAAAUGCCACUUGAUGCCAUAUGAAAGUGAAGAUGGGCUAUAUCAUCUGAUUGAUAAUACUAAGAAAAGAAAGAAAGUAAUAUCUUGGCCAUUUAUGCCGAGGCGAGUCACCGCUGGGUCCCCAGAAGCUCUGGAACAUCUAGAAUCUGACCUGAAGCCCUCUUUGUUUGAUCAGCCAUUGUCAAUUGUCUGCAAUGAGGAAGAUAUGCUCACCAAACCAAUGCAGGAUAUCCUUACAAUUCUCUACAUGAAAGGACCUUUUACAGAAGGCAUAUUCCGGAAGGCUGCCAAUGAGAAGGCACGCAAGGAGCUGAAAGAAGAGCUAAACUCUGGAGGAAACGUGAUCUUGGAAAGUAAAUCCAUGCAUCUGUUAGCAGUGGUUUUUAAGGAUUUCCUCCGAAAUAUCCCCCAUAAACUGCUCUUGUCUGAACUCUAUGAUGAAUGGAUGGCAGCACUGGAGAAGACGACUAAUCAUGAAAGAAUUGAAGCAAUGAAAGAAGUUGCAGACAAACUACCCAGGCCAAACCUCCUUUUGCUCAAGUACUUGCUCUGUGUGCUUUACCACAUCAGCAAGAAAUCAGAAGUCAACAAAAUGGAUUCCAGCAACCUGGCCAUCUGUAUUGGGCCAAACAUACUGACUGCGGAUCAUGAUCAAAGCCUGCCACUUGAAGUCCAGAAAGAGCUGACUGACAAGGUAAAGACGCUGGUAGAAUUCCUCAUUGACAAUUGUUCCAAUAUAUUUGGGGAAGAAAUCUCUUCGUUAUUCAAUAUCUCUGCAGAUGACAAGCCAGAAAUGCUAUCUUCCAGCCAGAAACAUGAUUCUGCCUAUGAUAGCAUAGACCUUGAGGGAGAAUGCAAUUCUAGCAAUCUUCAGCUCAACCAUCUGCAACAAGCUGAGGGAACAACCCUCAGCAGGCUGGACUGUACAGAGGUACAUUCCCAUCAGCCACUAGAUCAGACCACUUCUGCCUCUUCACUGGCCCAUUUAAAAAAAGCCAUAAGCAAUCUGGACAGAAGGUUCUCUGAACCAGACAUGUUCUCCUCUCAGGGCUGCCAGGAAGACCGUAUGAGAAGCCAGAAGCUCACCAAGAGUGAGGAGAGCUUCAUUCAGAAGGAAGAACUGAGGCUGAAGUGCCAAGGGCUGAAAAAGGCAGGAUACUUCUCCCUUGCAGGCCCUUAUAGGAACAAAAAGCCACCACACCUAAAAGCUAGCCUACAAACAGAAUUGUCAAGCAGUUCCUUGCCCAGAACAUCCUCCAGUAGCUCACUAGACAGCUGCUCUUCAAUCUCUGAUGGUUCUGUCUUCACCAGCUCACCACUAGCAUCACCUUCCGUCUCCAAGAAAAAUGUCUCCACUUGGCCACAGUCCCUUUCCACCAAACUCCCAGAUGGAAGUGACAUCUCCAACAGAGAGCUCAAAAAACAUUCCAUGUCAUUUUCUGUGGUAAACUGCAAGAAGGUGCUAACUAAAACCCAAAGCUGCAAUGUAGGUGGCUUUCAAAGAGACAGUUUCAAGAAGGAUUCCAAGAGAGACAGACAUCUUUCAUGUCGUAUAGUUCAAGGCACCUGUGCUGAGAACUGCAACACAAUGUCAGUGGGCUGUCGGAAAUCUCGCUUCAUGUCAGCAGAUGAGGUGUUUCGACUUGUCGAUCAGAAGAAUCCUGGAAAGCCUCCAUCUUAUGAAGAGGCUACCAAAAACUGCUCUGCUGCUGGACUUCCUACAUAUGGUAGCUUAACAGUGCAAAAUAUGAGGUCAGUUGGGUCUCAUCCAGACUCUGAUGCAGCAUCUGAGCCUCGGCGUCCAAGGCUCAAUAGAGAUGUUCCAAACAAAGUAUAUAAGGACCUUUUUAAUGACAGGCUUUCUGUGAUCACUGAUUCUGAGGACAAGACACAAGCUGUGGACGUUGUUAUUGGAAUACAUACACGGGCUAACUUGCCUCUAACCCCUCAAGUCUAUCGUCUGAGGACCAUGUCUGGGUCUUAUCAAAAGAACAAACAAGAGUAUCUGAUGCGACGGUGCAGUCAGCCAGCCUUUGACCACAUUCCACGUGCAAAGGAAUCCUAUGUUUAAAUUAUCCGUCUCAUUUCAACAUGUAUGCUGUACAGGUGUCCUGAAUGCAAGACUUAGCCAAAGGCUAUUGCAAUUUAAAAUAAGCUCACUUUUUGUUAACCUUUCCUUAAAAGGUAGUUUUAGUGUCAUAUGGAAUGUGUAUCAUUCUACUACAAAUAUAGA
This is a messenger RNA of Hemicordylus capensis (graceful crag lizard), 2455 nucleotides long. RefSeq names its product T cell activation RhoGTPase activating protein (gene TAGAP). The record is from RefSeq and is a predicted model, not a curated record. Bases 2 to 2293 code for a protein of 763 amino acids. Gene Ontology annotation, biological process: regulation of Rho protein signal transduction; signal transduction. The transcript is spliced from 11 exons. Gene Ontology annotation, molecular function: GTPase activator activity. NCBI's taxonomy places the organism in Eukaryota, Metazoa, Chordata, Lepidosauria, Squamata, Cordylidae.